Messenger RNA from Striga hermonthica, 1620 nucleotides. The record is from the annotation of a GenBank genome assembly. Lineage: Eukaryota; Viridiplantae; Streptophyta; Magnoliopsida; Lamiales; Orobanchaceae.
AUGGGUUUUAUAAGCACAGUGUUGGGGAUUUUUGGGUUUGGGACAGGGAUCGCUAUUGGGCUUGUGAUUGGGUACUUUUUGUUUAUCUACUAUCAGCCAACUGAUGUAAAGGAUCCUGAAAUUCGUCCGUUAGCUGAGAAAGAUUCUAAAAGUUUGCAGCAGCUGCUCCCAGAAAUACCCGUUUGGGUUAAAAAUCCAGAUUAUGAUCGGAUUGAUUGGCUGAACAAAUUCAUUGAGUAUAUGUGGCCUUAUUUAGAUAAGGCAAUUUGCAAGAUGGCAAAGAAAAUAGCAGAACCCAUCGUAGCCGAGCAAAUUCCAAAAUAUAAAAUUGAGUCGGUCGACUUUGAGAAACUGACUCUGGGCAGCUUACCACCUACGUUCGAAGGAAUGAAAGUAUACAACACGGAGGAGAAGGAGUUGAUAAUGGAACUUGGCUUAAAAUGGGCCGCGAACCCAAACAUCCUUGUUGCUGCCAAGGCAUUUGGACUGAAAGUUACUGUCCAGGUUAUUGACCUUCAAGUAUUUGCCAAUCCACGUAUCACAUUGAAGCCACUAGUUCCAAGCUUCCCCUGUUUUGCUAAUAUUCAUGUUUCCUUAAUGGAGAAGCCUCAUGUUGAUUUUGGAGUAAAGCUGCUUGGUGUUGAUGCCAUGUCUAUUCCGGGUUUAUAUAGAAUUGUGCAGGAAAUAAUCAAAGAUCAGGUUGCAAACAUGUAUUUAUGGCCGAAAAGACUUGAAGUUCAGAUAAUGGAUCCAGCAAAAGCAAUGAAGAAACCAGUUGGGAUUCUUAACGUUAACGUUAUCCGAGCUAUAAAACUGAAGAAGAAAGAUCUUUUAGGGGCAUCAGACCCUUAUGUUAAGCUCAAACUCUCUGAUGACAAGCUCCCGUCCAAGAAAACCACAGUCAAGCACAAAAACCUUAAUCCCGAAUGGAAUGAGGAAUUCACUUUUGUUGUGAAGGACCCUGAAACUCAAGUCUUGGACCUCACCGUGUACGACUGGGAGCAGGUUGGUUCACACGACAAGAUGGGGCUGAAUGUAGUCCCACUAAAAGAUUUAACACCCGAUGAACCAAAAGUUGUGACUCUUGAUCUCCUAAAAAAUCUAAACCCAGAUGACGUUCAGAACGAAAAGUCGAGAGGCCAACUUGUGGUUGAGGUCAACUACAAACCAUUCAAAGAUAAUGAGAUUUCAACUAACGUCGAUGACCCGAACGAGGUACAGAAGGCUCCCGAAGGUACACCUGAAGGCGGUGGCUUGCUCGUGAUUAUAAUCCACGAAGCUCAAGACUUGGAAGGAAAAAACCACACGAAUCCAUCCGUACGCGUCUUGUUCCGUGGGGAAGAAAAGAAAACCAAGGUUGUGAAGAAAAAUAGGGAUCCGAGAUGGGAAGAGGAGUUUCAGUUCAUGCUUGAUGAGCCCCCAACAAACGACAGGGUUCAUAUUGAAGUAGUUAGUACUUCAAAGAGAAUGGGCCUAAUACACCCUAAGGAAAUUUUGGGUUAUGUGGAUAUAUACCUAUCGGACGUUGUGAACAACAAGAGGAUCAACGAGAGGUAUCACCUUAUCGACUCUAAAAACGGGCGAAUUCAGAUUGAGAUGCAAUGGAGAGCUGCAUCUUGA